Molecule: messenger RNA, 1514 nt
Organism: Morone saxatilis (striped sea-bass)
Lineage: Eukaryota; Metazoa; Chordata; Actinopteri; Moronidae
Product: glutamic acid-rich protein-like
Exons: 1
Coding region: 139-528 (129 amino acids)
Source: RefSeq, a predicted model, not a curated record
ACAGACAUACACUCUAGAUCAUUUUUUCUUAGAGCUGAAAGUGUCCCAUCAUAAGUUGUGUUCUCACAUAGCCCAAGUCUGUGUUGCCUGUAGUCUUAAUGUGUCCCCCUCUCACCCUGUUUUUGAGAAGAAGAGACCAUGGAGGCUCUUACAGCUGAAUACGAGGAGGAGGUGGAAGAGGAGGAGGAGGAGGAGGAGGAGGAGAGUGCAGAGGCAGCAGAGUCCGAGGCAGCUCUUGAUGAGCAGCAGUGGAGCGGGGAAGAGCCCGAGCUGGACAGCCCCCAAGCUGAACCCUUAGAGCAGGCAGAGGCCAUAGACGUGGCCCAGGAUCUAGACCUGGAGCCGGCUGAAGCAGCUAGUGCUGCUGCAGAAAGCUCUAUGGACAGAGAGGAGGAGGAAGCAGAGGGUGAGGAAUGCCCUGAGACAGGUGUGUCCUGCCCUCUGCUCUCCCUACCUGCAUGUCACUGCAUUGUCCACUGUAUAAGAACGCCAGAUGUGUUAAAAGGAACCCAUAAGCAUAUAACAUAAGCAUUAUAAUUCAGGUGGAAUGGCAAGUUAUCCUCCCUGUGCUCUGCUGUGGCUGCAAGGCAACACAGGCUUGUUGGUGAAAAGAGUCACAUUCUUUUGACUUAACCUGGUUUUAUUGUAUGCUAUCUUUGCGCUUAUAUCUUCUUUUUUGUGCUGUGGUUUUCGGGGCCGGCCGUUUCAUAUUGGUAUGAUGAAGUGAAGUGUUGCUGAGCGUAACAAUGCUUUCGUUCACCGGCUAGAAGCUUACAGGUUCUCAUUAUGUUUAUACAUGGCUUGGUGCUGGUAUGCCAGUGUUACGCACUUUUUGUAACCAUGAAUCAUACAUACUAAAGGUGCAUCACUUAUAUUGUUAUCAUAAUUCUGUGUACGUAAUUUGCAGAGGAUUUUGUGUUGGCUGUCUCAUGUUAAGUGUGGUAUUGUUGUCUCAUUCAAUGCAUUAUUUUAUCAGCAAAAUUCAUUUGUUUGUUUUCGUCACCAUUAGCAACAGUGUACAUAUGGCAUUUCUCUGUCAUUUGCCAACAAGGUUUUUGUGUAUUUUUGCUAAUAUUCUUUUAAUUAGGUAAUGACAUAUGAACGUCAUUAAGAGCCAAAAUGAAUUUGAUGUUAAUGAAACUAAGAUAGAUUUGAACUGGCCAAUACAAAGAAUGACAGAAAUGCUAUUCUUUUUGUAUCUGAUGUUUUGAAGAUUCGCAUGGAUAUCCAUUCCAUCUAUUGUGGCUUGUUUCUCAUAAAUCAGCAUCACAGUUGCCUCAUGCCGGUUCCGUCACAUUACAUGCCAUACUCUCAUCCAUCUGUGACUUGGUGGACUCCAUUAUCUCGCCGUACUUCUUCAGUGAUGGCCGUAUCGUUGUGCUGUAAGUUUCUGAGGUGGGCUUUGCCUGUUUGUGAUAACGGCUUACCCAGUCCCCGGCUUAACAAAUAUCUCACUCGCAGCAUGCCAAAGCAUUACUUAAUAUGGUGAUCAAAACAGCCAACUUACAGAUGUC